AUGCCUCUGAUGACGCAAGCCAACGCGCCUACGGUUCUCAAAGCCAGCGGCAUGUACAGAACGACGAGUGAGGGUGGAGCAUCUGCCGCGAGCUCUACCUCCAAGCAUUGGUGGCGGUUACCACGGAAGAAGCACUAUAGCAAACACCUUGACAAGAAUCGACAUCCCUUUGUACGGAGCGCAUCUGGUGGUGAAGCCAGUUCUAUCGACUCUCAACUUCGUCCUUCCGACUCCACCUCCCUGUACGAGCUGCGGGAGAGCAAUUACCGGCAGCUUCAAAGCUUGAUACAACGAAUCAAAGCAGCCCCCUCGGGUCCUAGUCACGUCGACUCGGCGUACAAGGAGUUGGAGAAGAUCAGAGAAACCUGCUCAUCCCUGUGCCAUGGCCUGCUUCAGGAUCAUGCCAAGCCUGGCCGGAGCGUCUCCAACGCCACCGAGGCAACGAACCCAAGGAGCCCCUCAAUCGACUCUCCUCGCAGCCCCGGAGGCAGCGGCUUUGACCAGCGGAGCUCCUUCAGUGGCCGCAGUACCAGCGACGUGGUAAACGGCAGUGUCUCCAGACUCGGGCCAGCUACCGAGCUGUACCUGAACGCCAUCAGGGACUGGAAAACCUGCCUCCAGACUCUAUGCGAAGCAUUCAAAGUCAGCCUGGCCGAUACUUACAAAAGCUAUGAGCGUGACGCGACACCUGAAAUGAUUGAUCUGCUCUUCGCCAGCAAAAAGUUUCGCCGUGAAGCUGUGCACCGCAUGAGAAACGCCAGUGUGACGAGAGUCCUCUCGGCCGAUCCUCAGUUUUUUCCCCGGUACGAAAUCCGCUUCAGGAAUUACGAAAGGGUCAGGAAAGAGGUCGGCGAGAUUCGGCAGCUCCUUCAACUGGGAGAGUCGGGCAUAUCACCGCUACGCGAAGUCCAAGAAUUUGCCAUCGCACCGCGUGGCGACGCCGUCCUGGAAUUCGCCAACCUCGGCUCCGAAACGUCACACGUUGACCCCGUCCUGAGGUUUCGCGUCUCCUCCUACAUGCUGGCCGAGACGUCCCCGAUAUUCGCCCGCAUGUUUUCCGGUCAUGCCGGCAGCCUGUACUUGCACGAGGACGAGGACAUCACCCCGCGCCUGCCUCCCCCUCCUACGCCCUACAUGUGCAGAGAUGGUUCGGAAGUCAAGCUGUACCGCAUGCCCCAGUACGAAGUGAACCGGCUGCAAUCGCUCGAAAUCUUGAUGCACGCGGCCCACAUGCAUCGCGGCCUGGUUCCCCGCGAAGUGAGUUUUGAGCAAUUCGUCGCCAUUGCCGAGUGCUCGAUGCGGUACAGAAGCACUUCCCCGCUGGAGCUCGUGGUCGAGCACAUGUGGCUGCCCCAGUGGAUGCACCGCGGUGCUGAGGAUAUGCCAGACGGCCUCCUGGUCAUCAGCUACGCCUUUGGCUCCCGGGAGCUCUUCACGCGCACGUCCAAGAGUGCCAUUCUUCACCUGGCCGACGAGAGGGAGCUGCAAGCCAAGCCGUGGCCGCAGAGGAUAAAGGACAAAAUCUGGGCGGUUCGCUGCGCCAAGCUGGACCAGAUCCAUUCGUGCUGCACCAACGCUAUCCAAGAAUACAUUCGACCGCCCGUCCGAGAUUCACCGACCAGCAACUAUGUGGAGUCACACGCGUCGUCGGGCUUGACGGCGACGGGCUCAGCACGCGCCACAGCAUUGACCGGCUCGCCGAGGUGCCCCAGGGGCAGCCACAGCUGCGAUGCCGUCAACCUCGGGUGGAUGAUGCUCAUGUUCAACGAGAUGGGCGUCCUGCCCCAAAUCACGCAGCCCUGCAUCCUAUCGCACAUGCCGAAACACGAGGCUCCGGCGUUAAGCCUCGCGCAGAGAGUAGACAUGCUGAGGACGAUGCCCAGCCCCGCGUCGCCCGUUCACCGCGGGGGGGUGUGCGACCCGAGCAUCGCUUUCCGGACGGCCGUUGCGGACAUUUACAGCAGCGUCACCGGCCUGACGCUGCACGAUGUCAGCGGCAAGAGCCACGGCUGGGCCUUGUCCAAGCACCGAACGACGGAGCCGCAGACCAUCCCCGCCACCGGGCUGGACCGCAUGGCCGCCAGCCAAGACAACUACACCGUGGCAGCCGAGUUUCCCGGCUCGGUCCGGCUCCGCAUACUCGCCGAGAUCGACCGCCUCGACGACCUGCAGGCCGCCGCCCAGGUCGACAGGGGCUUCUACGAGACGUACAAGACGCACGAGGUGCGGCUGAUGCGCAACAUACUGCGCGCCGACCACCGCUUCGGAGCCGGCUUCCUCGCCGCGGCGGCCCAUCGCGCCGGCAACACGGAAGACAAGAUUCUCAAGCAGGAAUCCGACUUGAUACGGCAGCAAGGACCGCUCGAGGCGGCCGACUCCAUGACCCUUUUCAGCACCACCACCACCACCGGCGUGUCAGAUGACGAGGACGACCUGGACGGCAUUGGCGAGCUGGAUCCAGCCCCCCCGCCGGGCCACGCACCCGGAUCGUCGUCGGGCGAGGCCGCAGCCGCAGCCGCAGCCGCAGCCGCGCCAGCAACAGGCCGAGCCGCCUGCGGGACCGCGCCGGCCUCCCGCAUGACGGAAGAAGAGGCGCAGCGAAUCCUGUGGCCCGAGCCGAUCGCCUCCGAGGUGGCGGCGCGCGGGGCCGCCGCGCCGCCGAGCGUGGAGGGCUCCCGGGAAAAGUUCCGCAUGGGCGCCGCGUCGUCUGCGGGGCUGGAGGCCAAGACGCUGGUGGUGACGGGGCACAAGCAGCUGCGGAGCGAGCUGGACCGACGGAUGGGCCUGUUGAAGAAGGACGAGUGCCGGGACGGAUGCCGGGCAGGCGGGUCGAAAGGGUGA
Ustilaginoidea virens is the source of this 2841-nucleotide messenger RNA. RefSeq lists its product as uncharacterized. Lineage: Eukaryota; Fungi; Ascomycota; Sordariomycetes; Hypocreales; Clavicipitaceae. The record is from RefSeq and is a predicted model, not a curated record. Bases 1 to 2841 code for a protein of 946 amino acids. The transcript is spliced from 3 exons.